This is a messenger RNA of Drosophila pseudoobscura, 2524 nucleotides long. RefSeq names its product engrailed (gene en). The transcript has 3 exons. Lineage: Eukaryota; Metazoa; Arthropoda; Insecta; Diptera; Drosophilidae. Bases 241 to 1971 code for a protein of 576 amino acids. Gene Ontology annotation, molecular function: DNA-binding transcription factor activity, RNA polymerase II-specific; RNA polymerase II cis-regulatory region sequence-specific DNA binding. The record is from RefSeq and is a predicted model, not a curated record. Gene Ontology annotation, biological process: regulation of transcription by RNA polymerase II; neuron differentiation; multicellular organism development. Gene Ontology annotation, cellular component: nucleus.
GCUUCGUCGCCGAGCCCGGCAGCAGUGAUUAGUUAAUUUUCUCGUUGCGCUCAAACAGAACAGACGUGCGGUGCGCGUAGCAGAGUGUAGAGAGUGUACGAAAACAACAAAGAGUACGAAACGAAAACAGAGCCAAGUGCAUCGCGAAUUGUGACUAAAGCUGUAGACAGUGCGACUAGAGAGACAGUGCAGUGUCCCGUCCAGCGACAGACAAGUGCGUGGCUCCGUGGUUCCCAACAAAUGGCCCUUGAGGAUCGCUGCAGUCCACAAACAGCGCCCAGCCCACCAGGUUGUCACCCGCACUACGCCGCAACCAGCAUCUCCGCCACCGCCCUCGACAUGAGUCUGCAGCACCAUCCCCAGCAGAGCCCGCCACCAGCGCCGGUGGCCGCGCUCUACCAUCAGCAGCAGCAACAGCUGCAGCACCUGCACCAGCUGCAGCAGCUCCAGCAGCUCCACCAGCAGCAGCUUGCUGCCAGCGCCGGGGUCUUCCCCCAUCCGGCAGUGGCCUUCGAGGCAGCGGCAGCCGCCGCCCACGCCGUUGCACUGCAGCAGCGCCUGAGCGCCAGCGGAUCGCCUGCCUCCUGCUCGACCCCCGCCUCGUCCACGCCGCUGACCAUCAAGGAGGAGGAGGGCGACUCCAUCAUGGGCGACGGUAGCUUCCACAACCAGACCCACACCACCAACGGCACGGCCACCGAGGACGAGGAGGACGACGACAUCGAUGUGGAUGUGGACGAUACUGCCGCAGGACGCCUGCCUCCGCCGGCCCACCAGCAGUCCACGGCCAAGCCCUCGCUGGCCUUCUCCAUCUCGAACAUCCUCAGCGACCGCUUCGGAGACGCAGCACCCAAGCAGCAGACACUAAAGAAGCCAGGAUCCCCAAACGCCUCGCUGGAGUCCCAGGCCAGCAUUUUCCGCCCCUUCGAGGCCAGCCGAGCAGCCGCUGCCACGCCCUCCGCCUUCACGCGGGUGGAUCUUCUGGAGUUCAGUAGGCAGCAGCAGGCAGCGGCUGCCGCAGCCACCGCCGCCAUGAUGAUCGAGCGGGCUAACUUCCUCAAUUGCUUCAACCCGGCCGCCUACCCGCGCAUCCACGAGGAGAUUGUCCAGAGCCGUCUGCGCCGGAGCGCCGCCAACACGGUGAUCCCUCCGGCCUCCAAGAUGAGCGAGUCCUGCGCUGAAAAGUCCGCCCUGGGCUCGCUCUGCAAGACCGUCUCCCAAAUCGGCCAGCCCACAACGACCACGACCUUGCCCCCGCAGCUGAGCAGCUCCAGCAGCCUGGCCAACAACCUGGCCAGUCCACCGCCCGCCUCGAAUGCCUCCACCAUCAGCUCCACCUCGACGGCCACCAGCUCCUCAUCCUCCAGCUCCUCGGGCUGCUCCUCGGCCCCCAGUUCGCUGAACUCCUCGCCCAGCAGUCGCCUGGGAGGCAGUGCAGCGGCCAACGCCAGCAGUCCCCAGCCCCAGCCGAUUCCACCACCCUCUGCCGUGAGCCGCGACUCUGGCAUGGAGUCCUCGGACGACACCCGCUCCGAGACGGGCUCCACGACCACCGAAGGCGGCAAGAACGAGAUGUGGCCCGCCUGGGUCUACUGCACCCGCUACAGCGAUCGUCCCAGCUCAGGACCCCGCUACCGCCGCCCCAAACAGCCAAAGGACAAGACCAAUGACGAGAAGCGGCCACGCACGGCCUUCUCCAGCGAGCAAUUGGCCCGCCUCAAGCGGGAGUUCAACGAGAAUCGCUAUCUGACCGAACGGCGACGCCAGCAGCUGAGCGGAGAGCUGGGCCUGAACGAGGCCCAGAUCAAGAUCUGGUUCCAGAACAAGCGGGCCAAGAUCAAGAAGUCCAACGGCUCCAAGAACCCCCUGGCCCUCCAGCUGAUGGCCCAGGGACUGUACAACCACACGACGGUGCCACUGACCAAAGAGGAGGAGGAGCUCGAGAUGCGCAUGAACGGCCAGAUCCCCUAAAAAGGGGCUGCAAUCGGUCGGCCGGCGAACAGAGCGGGGGUGUGUGCAAUACAAACGGCAGGGGGAGGGGGGCGGAGGAGGGUACAAAAGGUUCUCAUGUGAUAUAAUUGUAAUAUAUUAUCAUCUAUUAUACAUUAGCAUAUAAACCAUAAGUAUCUCUAGCGAAUUCGAUAUGUAAGUUGUUGGCGUAUUUAUUUAACCAUCCGAAGAUAGAAAUCGGAAAGCAGCUAUCGGAUAUCCCGUAUCCGAUGGAUCCGAAAUUUUAUAUUCUUCUAACACAAAAGCUUCAACUUUCAAGCGUUUAUUCCUACACAAAGAUAUAGUGGAAAAUUACUUUAUAUAUAUACGCUAUAUACAGUUCUCUAUCGCCUAUGUAAUCUCUGUAAAUUAAGUAACUUAACUGUUCCCUAGCUUAAAUCCUAGUUUAAACACCACAGCAGUCCCCUGAGGACUGCAUUGCUAUGACAGAACAGAGUAUUUUUAGUCGUUAAGUCUGCAAAGUGUUAUGGAUCCAAUAAACGCACAGAAAAGAUACAAAAUAUUUAACAAAAAA